Molecule: messenger RNA, 737 nt
Organism: Spea bombifrons (plains spadefoot toad)
Lineage: Eukaryota; Metazoa; Chordata; Amphibia; Anura; Pelobatidae
Gene: CRYBA2
Product: crystallin beta A2
Exons: 5
Coding region: 35-625 (196 amino acids)
Biological process (GO): visual perception; lens development in camera-type eye
Molecular function (GO): structural constituent of eye lens
Source: RefSeq, a predicted model, not a curated record
ACUGCAACUGGUCCCCUGCGUACUCAGAAGCACAAUGACCAGCCAGCCAAUGGAGACUUUGGGCCAGUGGAAAGUAACUGUAUGGGAGGAGGAGAACUUCCAGGGAAAGCGAUGUGAAUUCCUGAUCGAGUGUUCUAACAUCAUGGAGCGCGGAUUCCGUAAGAUCCGCUCCAUCAAGGUGGAGAACGGCCCAUGGGUGGGUUUCGAGUACCCUGAGUUCCAGGGGCAGCAGUUCAUCCUGGAGAAAGGCGAUUACCCUCGCUGGGAGGCAUGGAGCGGAAACAGCGGGUACAGAACGGAGCACCUCCUGUCCUUCCGACCUGUCAAAUGCGCUAAUCACAGCGACAGUAAAGUGACUUUAUACGAAGGGGACAACUUCCAGGGUCGCAAAUUUGAGCUCUGCGAUGACUACCCCUCUCUGCAGGCCAUGGGCUGGUGCUCCAAAGAGGUGGCCUCGGUCAAAGUCAACUCCGGAGCUUGGGUGGCGUACCAGUAUCCUGGAUAUAGGGGUUACCAGUAUGUGCUGGAGAGAGACAGACACAACGGGGAAUACAGGAACUACAACGAGUACAGCACUCAGGCUCACACCAACCAAAUCCAGUCCAUCCGCAGGAUCCAGCACUAAGGAACGUGCGCGACCUUCAUCCAUCUCCCAUCUCCAACGCGUGGAAGUCUGAACGCCGCAUGAAACCAGUCAGGUUCACAGCAAGAAUAAAGGAUUGUUUAAUCAUACGAUA